Messenger RNA from Neltuma alba, 1414 nucleotides. RefSeq names its product thylakoid lumenal 29 kDa protein, chloroplastic. NCBI's taxonomy places the organism in Eukaryota, Viridiplantae, Streptophyta, Magnoliopsida, Fabales, Fabaceae. The transcript is spliced from 11 exons. Gene Ontology annotation, cellular component: chloroplast thylakoid membrane. The record is from RefSeq and is a predicted model, not a curated record. Gene Ontology annotation, molecular function: heme binding; peroxidase activity. Bases 137 to 1177 code for a protein of 346 amino acids. Gene Ontology annotation, biological process: hydrogen peroxide catabolic process; cellular response to oxidative stress; response to reactive oxygen species.
CGCUCCAGUAUCGUAGAACUGGAUAGGAUAAUGCAAUCUUCAACCCCUUAGUUCAUACACUCUCCAACACAUAAUCUUCCAUUCUGCAUGUUGGGAUAUUUUUCUGUCAGAUACGCGCAACAGUAUAGUGACCGCAAUGGUGGGUGUCUCCUUCCUCUCGACUUUCCCUUCUCUGCUCCCACUUGCUUGUGACUCGUCUCCCACCAUCACCAGAUGCUCCUCUCGUGCUGUAUCCAUUACUUGUAAUAAAAUCGAAAUUGAUGUUAGUGGUGAAGAUCGGUUCCAUCGAAGACACAUUCUUCGCUGCUUCGGGACUACAAUCGGGCUGGGACUGAUAGAAAGCUCUUCAUCCCUUGUUGGGGUCGCUAAUGCUGCUGAUUUGAUACAACGAAGACAGCGUUCUGAAUUUCUUUCUAAUAUCAAGGGAACACUUUAUACGGUCAUAAAGGGAAAUCCUGAUAUUAUUCCAUCCGUACUAACAUUGGCUUUGAAUGAUGCUAUGACUUAUGAUAAGGCAACAAAAACAGGUGGCCCAAACGGAUCGAUACGGUUCAGCCCAGAAAUAAGUAGACCUGAAAAUAAAGGACUUUCUGCAGCCUUGAAUUUAUUAGAGGAAGCGAAAAAGGAGAUUGAUUCAUAUUCCAAGGGUGGACCCAUAUCAUUUGCAGAUCUGAUCCAGUCUGCAGCCCAAAGUGCUGUCAAGGCUACAUUCUUAGCUUCUGCCAUUCGCAAGUGUGGUGGAAAUGAAGAAAAGGGGAACUUGUUAUACAAUGCUUAUGGAUCAAACGGGCAGUGGGGUUUGUUCGAUAAGCAAUUUGGUAGGGCAGAUGCUCAAGAUCCAGAUCCAGAGGGUAGAGUUCCUCUGUGGGAGAAAGCUAGUGUCAAGGAAAUGAAAGACAGGUUUUCUGCUGUUGGCUUUGGACCUCGUCAGCUGGCUGUUAUGUCUGCUUUCUUGGGUCCUGAUCAGAUGGCAACAGAGGCCUUAUUGGCCACUGAUCCAGAUGUUGCUCCAUGGGUCCAAAAAUACCAACGGAGCCGAGAAACUGUGUCUCAGACGGACUAUGAGGUUGAUCUCAUAACUACUCUCACAAAAUUGAGCACCUUAGGCCAGAGUAUCAAUUAUGAGGCGUAUACGUAUCCGGCUCAAAAAAUCGAUAUUACCAAACUCAAAUUGUAGAAGAUGCGGAGCCGCAGCAGAUAGGAUCUUUUCUUCCCCCUUUACCCCCUCCCUGCCAUUUUAAGUUUUGAGACUUGAGCUUUCGGUCGAGGGACAAUUUCAGGAUGUAAUUGCUUAUCCAGAUGCAUGAUAGAAAAGCACUUUCUGAUAACUGAACACAGUUUCAAUUAUAUGCUACAUGAUUUGAUUAACAAUUUCGUUGGAAUUCAAGAAGCGAGGAUGACAUCUUACUGCCCA